AAAUAAAAAUACGCGAACAGCUCGAGUCAACUCAACGCCCACAGAUUCUUUUAUUAGGGUUUAUAUCUGGUCAUAAUAUAUUCUCAAUCUCAACUUACCCGCCUCACUUUCUUUCACAUCAAAAUAAAAAAUAAUAAUAAUAAAUUAAAUUGGAAACCCUAGCGCAGCAGCUGAGAGAGAAUGCCAGGGAAGGAGGAUAGCUCCUCCGACAAGGAGCAAUGCAUUGACUUGUUCCUCAAGAUCGGGUUGGAUGAACGAACCGCCAAAAACACCAUCGCCAACAACAAGGUCACUGCAAAUCUCACUGCCGUCAUUCACGAGGCUGGUGUUACUGAUGGUUGUAGUCGGACUGUUGGAAAUCUCAUCUACACGGUUGCUACUAAGUACCCUGCAAAUGCUCUUGUGCAUCGCCCUACCUUGCUGCAAUACGUUGUUUCCUCAAAGAUUAAAACGACGGCGCAGUUAGAUGCAGCUCUUUCAUUUUUUGGAACUACUGCUUCGGAGGAUUUUAAGUUGAAUGAAUUUGAAGAAGCCUGUGGUGUUGGUGUUGAGGUUUCAGUUGAAGAAAUUGAACAAGCUGUAAAUGAGGUUUUUGAAGAGAAUAAGAAUGUGAUUUUGGAGCAACGCUAUCGAACAAAUGUGGGUGAAUUGUUAGGGCAUGUUCGGAGGCGGCACCCAUGGGGUGAUCCAAAAAUUGUGAAGCAAUUUGUUGAUGCAAAAUUGCUUGAUUUACUUGGUGAAAGGACUGCAGCGGAUAAUGAAAAGCCUUCCAAAAAGAAAAAAGAUAAGCCUGCUAAAGUAGAGGAGAAAACCGUUGCUGUUGUUACUCCAGAACAGCCACCUGAAGAAAACCUAAAUCCGUUUUUGAUAUUUCCUCAACCAGAAGAGAAUUUCAAGGUACACACAGAAGUAUUUUUCAGUGAUGGUUCUGUCUUGAGAUGUUGCAAUACAAAGGAACUGCUUGAAAAACACUUAAAAGCAACAGGAGGAAAAGUUUUGACUCGCUUUCCUCCUGAACCAAAUGGUUAUCUACAUAUUGGUCAUGCCAAGGCGAUGUUUAUAGACUUUGGCCUAGCAAAAGAUAGAGGUGGAGGCUGCUAUCUAAGGUAUGAUGACACGAAUCCCCAAGCUGAAAAGAAAGAGUAUAUUGAUCAUAUCGAAGAAAUUGUCCAGUGGAUGGGUUGGGAGCCCUUAAAGAUCACUUACACUAGUGAUUACUUCCAAGAUUUGUAUGAUUUAGCAGUGGAGCUCAUACGAAGGGGUCAUGCAUAUGUUGAUCAUCAGACACCUGAUGAAAUAAAGGAGUUUAGGGAAAAAAAGAUGAACAGUCCUUGGAGGGACAGACCGGUUUCAGAAUCAUUGAAACUUUUUGAGGAUAUGAGAAAAGGUCUUAUUGAAGAAGGAAAAGCAACACUGCGGAUGAAGCAAGACAUGCAAAGCGAUAAUUAUAAUAUGUACGACCUUAUUGCUUAUCGUAUCAAGUUCACUUCUCAUCCGCAUGCUGGAGACAAGUGGUGUAUCUAUCCUAGUUAUGAUUAUGCUCACUGCAUUGUGGACUCCAUUGAGAAUAUCACACAUUCGCUGUGUACGCUUGAAUUUGAGACACGCCGUGCUUCGUACUACUGGUUAUUACAUGCACUGGGCCUUUACCAACCACAUGUAUGGGAAUAUUCGCGACUGAAUGUUACCAACACCGUGAUGUCAAAGCGUAAGUUAAACCGAUUGGUAACAGACAAGUGGGUUGAUGGUUGGGAUGACCCUCGCCUCAUGACCCUAGCUGGUUUACGUCGUAGGGGUGUGACUCCAACUGCAAUUAAUGCAUUUGUUAGGGGAGUUGGGAUCACAAGAAGUGACAACAGUAUAAUAAAUUUGGAUCGCCUCGAGUAUCACAUAAGAGAAGAACUAAACAAAGCAGCACCCCGUACAAUGGUCGUGCUACAUCCGCUCAAGGUUGUUAUUACAAACCUCGAAGCUGACUCAAUAAUAAAUCUUGAUGCAAAGAGAUGGCCUGAUGCUCAAACAGAUGAUGCAUCUGCUUUUUACAAGGUCCCCUUUUCGAAUGUUAUAUACAUUGAAAAUUCUGACUUCCGGAUGAAAGAUUCAAAGGAUUACUAUGGGCUUGCUCCGGGUAAAUCUGUCCUACUCAGAUAUGCGUUCCCCAUAAAGUGCACUGAAGUUAUCCUAGCUGAUGAUAAGGAAACUAUUCUAGAGAUCCGAGCUGAGUAUGAUCCUUCAAAGAAGACAAAGCCUAAGGGAGUUCUUCAUUGGGUGGCUGCACCUUCUCCUGGGGUUGAUCCACUCAUGGUGGAGGUCAGAUUGUUUGACAAAUUGUUCCUUUCAGAGAACCCUGCUGAACUUGAUGAUUGGCUUGCUGAUCUGAACCCACAGUCCAAAGUAGUGAUUCCUGGUGCAUAUGCCACAUCCUUGCUGCAGAAUGCUGCAGUUGGGGACAAUUUUCAGUUUGAAAGGCUUGGUUAUUUUGUGGUUGAUAGAGAUUCUACUCCUGGAAAGCUCAUCUUCAAUCGGACAGUAACUCUAAGAGAUAGCUAUAGCAAGGGUGGUAAGUAGGUUUGUGACCAUGGAAAGCACAAGUAAGAUGUAAUGUGGCAAAAGCAGGAACUACAAUACUUGGACUAUUUUGUGUAUAAAGUAUUUACUAAAUUAUUUUAUAUUUUUUUUUCCUGGAUGAGUGUAUUCAAUUUUUUUGCACUACAUCAAAUAUGUCAUAUGGUUAGUGAGGUCCAUGCAGUGCAUAUGUGGGAAAAUACAUUGAAAUCUCUUCUUAGUCCAUUGGAAUGUCGUCUUUAGCCCUUUCAUCUUUUCAUUAUGUUGUAACCACUCGCUAUGUAUAAGAGAUAUUUGUUGACAAAACUGGUUUCUGCUUUUAGGAA
Quercus robur (English oak) is the source of this 2891-nucleotide messenger RNA. RefSeq names its product glutamine--tRNA ligase. Bases 181 to 2568 code for a protein of 795 amino acids. Gene Ontology annotation, biological process: translation; glutaminyl-tRNA aminoacylation. Gene Ontology annotation, cellular component: cytoplasm; cytosol. The transcript is spliced from 23 exons. The record is from RefSeq and is a predicted model, not a curated record. Gene Ontology annotation, molecular function: glutamine-tRNA ligase activity; ATP binding. Lineage: Eukaryota; Viridiplantae; Streptophyta; Magnoliopsida; Fagales; Fagaceae.